AUGGCACCUACUCGUCGUGUCGCGGUCAUUCAGUGGCAUAUCAAGGAACUGGACAUCGACUACAACCACAACACGGCAUGCAAUUAUAUCCGACAAGCGGCGCUGCAAGGCGCUGAACUGGCCGUUCUCCCAGAAUACCAUCUCAGCGGCUGGGUCCCGGACGAUCCCCUCUGGGCCCUCCAAGCCGCCGAAUCGGCCAAAUACCUCACACGCUACCAGGCCCUCGCCAAAGAGCUCAACAUCUGCGUCGUGCCGGGGACAAUCAUCGAGAAACACGACGACCCAAACACGCCAACCCAGUUCUUCAACACGGCCUACUUCAUCUCCAACGAUGGGAGUAUCCUCGGGUCUUACCGCAAGAAGAACAUCUGGCAUCCCGAGCGCCCGCACCUCACUUCCUCGGGCUCAGAGCGGCAUGUCGCGUUCGAUACGCCGAUUGGGCGGGUGGGAAUGCUGAUUUGUUGGGAUCUUGCCUUUCCGGAGGCGUUUCGGGAGUUGAUUGCUGACGGCGCCGAGGUGGUGAUUCUUCCUACCUUCUGGACACCCAACGAUGCGUCCCCAGAGGCACUAUCGUACAACCCGGCAUCGGAAGCCCUCUUCCUCGAAUCAACGCUCACAGCGCGUUGUUUCGAAAACACCUGCGGCAUCAUCUUCGUGAAUGCCGCCGGUCCGCCGGAGAACUUCCUGGGUAUGUCGCGCGUUGUCCUUCCGACCGUUGGGCCGGUGGGGAAGAUGGGUUCGGAGGAGGGGUUGCUUGUUGUGGACAUGGAUUUGGGGGUGCUAGAUAUCGCGGAGAAGAAUUAUAAGGUGAGGCAGGAUAUGGGCAGGGAGGAUUGGUAUUAUGUUUACAGGCAUUCUACUUCGCAGUAG
Messenger RNA from Penicillium lagena, 870 nucleotides. Its product is annotated as carbon-nitrogen hydrolase family protein. The record is from RefSeq and is a predicted model, not a curated record. The transcript has 4 exons. Bases 1 to 870 code for a protein of 289 amino acids. NCBI's taxonomy places the organism in Eukaryota, Fungi, Ascomycota, Eurotiomycetes, Eurotiales, Aspergillaceae. Gene Ontology annotation, molecular function: hydrolase activity, acting on carbon-nitrogen (but not peptide) bonds, in linear amides.